Molecule: messenger RNA, 2262 nt
Organism: Funneliformis mosseae
Lineage: Eukaryota; Fungi; Glomeromycota; Glomeromycetes; Glomerales; Glomeraceae
Source: the annotation of a GenBank genome assembly
AUGCCGGUUACAACCAAGCCACAGAAAAAUGCUACAAAUCCUUCAGAACUUUCAUUAACUUAUCUAAAAUCUUUAACAAAUAUAGAAGAUAUACAAGAAUGUCUUCGAUUAUUAGACCUGGAAGAAAAUCAAAUCGAUCUUAAUUUAGAUGAAUUAUUAGAGAGCAGGCCAAAACUUGAAUCUGAAUUAGAUAAAUUAGAAGUUUUAAGGCCACAAUUAGGUACUUUACAUACACAAGCUGCAAAUUUAUUAAAUAUCAUAAACGGUACAUCGUCAGUAGCGGAACGUAUCAGCGCACAAGUACGACAAUUGGAUUUAGAACAAAUCAGAGUUCAAGAAUCAAUAAAACAAGUUGAAGAUGUACAAGAAUUAAAACUUUGUAUCACGGGUAUACAUCAGGCGUUGUAUAUGAAGGAUUAUGAAACUGCUGCUUCUUAUGUUAAUCGGGUUUCAACACUAGAUGAUACAAUACUUUAUGGAGAAUUCGCUGAAACUUCUGUACCUUCAUCUGAUUAUCCUGAUAUACCUACGAAAACUUUACAUGAUGCGAAAGAAUCCCUUUUUACUAUUUUUAGUAGGGAAUUUGAAGCAGCUGUUAAUAAUAGAGAUCAAGAGAAUAUAAGUAGAUUUUUCAAGUUAUUUCCUUUAAUUGGAAAGGAGACGGAAGGGUUGGACAAAUACUCAAAAUUCGUUUGCAGUAUCAUCGCUGGGAAAAGUCAAGCAAAUUUGGCCGAAAUCGCCGUGGGAACGAAUUUUUAUGGGAAUGCGCUAACUAAACUUUUCGAGAAUAUAGCGCUUAUCAUAGAUCAACAUCAACCUGCUGUAGAAACUCACUAUGGUCCAGGAAAAAUGAUUAGAGUUGUUGAAAGACUCCAAGAAGAAUGUGAUAAACAAAGUCGAAUUAUUUUGAAUACAUUUUAUGAUGAAAGACAAAUUCAACGUAAGGUUUUGGAUAUUCAAAUAUAUAACGAUACACCAAAAAAACCACCUGGUUCACAAAGGUCUGGACAAUCAAGAGAAUUCGAUAUUAUACCAGAUCAAAGAGAACUUGAUGUUGCGUUAUCAGAGUUGGCGAUGAUUAGUGCUAGAACUCACUUGUAUUAUCGAUUUAUGGAAUCAAGAGCAAAGUUAGAAGUGAAGGCGAUGCAGGUUAAUGGGACUGAUGUUUCUCUCCUUGAAAAAGAUGCGGAUAAAUACGAUGCAUCAGUGAUAAUUAAAACGAGCGGAUUGUCAAAGCAAAUAAAAAUGUUGAUGAAAGAUUUUAUAAUUUUGGAAGAAUAUUUCUUUAGAAAGGCUAUUGAGAAGGCCAUGAAAAUAGACAACUAUGAGGAAGGAAGUUCAACAUCAAGUUGUGUUGAGGAUGUGUUUUAUAUUCUUAAAGAAUGUUUAUCAAGAGCGGUGACAACAUCCGAUGUAGAGUGUUUAACCUCAAUGGUCAAUUUGGUCAAUCAAAGUUUAGAAGUUGAUUAUCUUGCUUUAUUCCAAAAAAGACUUUUAACUGCAUUCGCAACUUCUGAACCAAAAGAUGCCAAAAUUGGUUACAUGAUUUUACUAAACAAUUUAGAUGUUAGUUGUGAUUAUAUGCAAAGACUUACGUCAGAAUUGGUAAUGAUUCCUUCGAUCAUGGAGGAAGAUUACGAGAAGAUUCAGAAAAGUUUUACUUGGUUGAAUAAUACUACUACGAAUAAAUUUAAGCAACUACUACAUAGUGGACUGGAACAACUUUUCACACAAAUGGUAAAACCAAGGAUUAGACCUAUUUUACAGGAAGCUUAUAAGGACAUUAAGUAUGUGUUGGAUGAAGAUGAAUAUCAUGAACAAGAUGCAAAUGAUAAUUUUACAAAAAGGUUUGUGGCUGGAUUUGAUAAUUUGGUCAAAAUUUACCAGAUAACAUUUACAUCAAACAAUUAUAACCAAAUUAUGAUGCAUAUUUUGGAAUCUGUUACUAAUAUGUGGGAAAAGACCGUUUUUGGUACAAAAUUCAAUCAGUAUGGCGCGUUAAGAUUUGAUAAAGACUUAAGGUCUGUUAGCAAUUAUUUUUCAGUUAAAAUGCAAUGGCCAAUUAGAGACAAAUUUACGAGGUUAAAUCAAAUUUCAACAUUACUCAAUUUGGAAUCUUUAUCUGAAAUCCAUGAUUAUUGGGGAAGUGCAACUAAGGCAACAAGUCCAAUUACGUGGAGGUUGACUGUUAAUGAAGCAAAGAAAAUUGUCGGAUUACGGAUUGAUUUUAAUGCUGAAGAAGUUUCCGCAUUAAAACUUUAA